AACAAAGGAAGUGCAGAGGUGUUCAAGAAAUCAGCAAAUUAUACAGUAAAGUAUCCAUGCAUGCCAUGUAACUUUCAAAUAUGGCCUGUCAGAAUCGACUAGUCUUCCGCAAAAAUUGGUGCCUUUGGUUGGCAUUCUCUGUGGUUGUUUGCUGUCUGAUGCUGUACGGACUAGACCAGAUGUUUGAAAACAGGGCUCAGCAGCGAUGGGAACGUUAUUCAUACCAAGCGAUGAACAGGCUGUUGGCAGAGGGCCAAGAAGUAGAUGACAAGGUUGCUGCUUUGAAACAGCUGGAGUCCAAAGUUUUGAAUUGCACUGCUGCAUCUCCUUCCGCAGUGAGGGAUCGUAUUCAGCACGUGUCACUGGAGAGACAGUUGAACAGCACAAAGUGUCAAGGUUUUGAGGACUUUGAAGAAGUCCUCAUACUUACUCCAGCAAGACAGAUGGGCUCAGUUGUGAAAAGGUAUUUCAGAAAUCUGCUUAGUUUCCAGUAUCCCCUCUGUCGGAUCCGAGUCGCCAUCGGUGUCAAUCAAGAUGAUGAUUCAACUUUUAAUCUGAUUCAGACCUAUGCGGCUUCCUUAGCCAGUAAUUUCAGUAGAAUUGACAUUUAUAGACUGAGCUUGAAAAAUGACGACUUUGACAUCGGUGGCAUGGACCGCCACUUGAAACACAUCCAAUUACAACGUAGAAGCCACAUAGCACAAGUUCGAAAUGCUCUCCUGUUUGCAGCUUUACAGUCUGAAGGAUGGGUUUUAUGGAUUGACAGUGAUGUAAGAGAAAUGCCUCCAGAAGUGUUAGAUAAACUUGUAGGGAGUGGUAAAGAGAUUGUUGUCCCCAGCUGCAUGUAUCGCAAAUCUCCUAAGCAACUUGAUGUCUAUGACAAAAACACCUGGCGAGAAACUAAUUCCUCUCGUCAAUUGCAAAAGCUCUUGCGGGAUAAAGAUUUGCUUGUUGAAGGUUACAGCCAAUCAAAACGGAUAUAUCUGAAUGACAUCCAAUCAGAAGGCCCGGUAGUGGAGUUGGAUGGUGUCGGUGGCUGUUGUCUAUUGGUCAGAGCAGAUGUCCACAGAAAAGGUGUCAUUUUCCCACCAUACGUGUUCAGGAACCACAUUGAUACUGAGGGGUUUGCACAAGCGGCCAAAGCUAUGGGAUAUAAGCUGUACGGUAUGCCAUUUGUACAAGUUAUUCACUGAAAAUAUACAUGACUGAAGUUGCCUGUUUGGUUUUUAUCGAGAGAUAAGAAUACUUUCUAUGUAGUAGAAAUGUAAAAUUUAUAUGAGAAGAGUUAGGGAAUAUUUUUACAAUGAAAGCUGCCACAGGCAUAUGUCAUAGCAGCAAGGAACUACUGUUAGACAACAGUUUUGCUGUUUUAACUUUGAUGUUUUGAGAGUAUCAGAAGUGCUAAAUAUCAGAAAUAACUAGAGGGAAAUUAGAAAGUGACUUGCACAACAUACUACAGUUUGUUUCAAUCAACAAAUUGCUGAGUAUGGAUAAGUAAUAUGAUGUUAAGACACAUCUCAUCGCACUGUUUGUGUUUCAAGCAUAAUGCUUACCGAGAAUGAUUGCUUCCAUUGAAAAUGGUGUGUUUAGUGGAAGCUUGUCCAUAUAUAUCAUGUCAUAUAAUGUUCAUAUGUGCUAACCUGUCCAUUUGUUACACAAUGUGGUUUUAGUAUGUUCUUUAUACUACAUGUAUCAGAGUGUGUUAAAUGGUUGGCCUAGAUCUACAUCUAUCAAAUUCCUAAGGAACAUUUUCACAUUUCUAUGACAAUUUUAAUGGUAAAUACAUGGAUGGUAUUUUAAUAAAAAGCAUGUCUUGCUGCAUUAUAUUUUAUUAAUCUUUACACUGUUAAACAUGUAGGAGUAUGCCAGAUUUUGGAAUGUACAGAUUUGCCUUUUAGUUGUUGUUACAGUUAAAGAAUAAUUUCGUUGGUAGCUAAGAGGUACUAGUACAUGUACUAUUAAUGUAGCGUAUAUUUAUAGCUAGUUUUGGUUUCUUUACAUAUAUUUACGCUUAUGUAUGGGUUUAAUUUUACAACAAGGAAGUACGUGUAUUUUUUAUGUACCUUUAUAAAUGGUUAUUUUCAUGAUUGACUGUUACUGUUUAUUUAGGACCGUGCCCACAUUCUAUUGUGAUAUGAAACAUAUCUUUUGUUUUUGUAACAAGUUUGUAAUUUACAAAGACCAAUGUGCUGUAUAUUAAUAAAUGUUAUAUGUUUAUAAUCAGA
This is a messenger RNA of Liolophura sinensis, 2225 nucleotides long. RefSeq lists its product as uncharacterized. The record is from RefSeq and is a predicted model, not a curated record. Gene Ontology annotation, biological process: cell wall mannoprotein biosynthetic process; protein N-linked glycosylation. Gene Ontology annotation, cellular component: mannan polymerase complex. Bases 81 to 1193 code for a protein of 370 amino acids. Lineage: Eukaryota; Metazoa; Mollusca; Polyplacophora; Chitonida; Chitonidae. Gene Ontology annotation, molecular function: alpha-1,6-mannosyltransferase activity. The transcript is spliced from 2 exons.